AUGGUCUGUGUCUUUGGGAGUAAUGGGACCAAAUCUGUAAUAUGGUUCCAGUCAAAUACAGCAAUCAUAUGCCACAGUUCUGGUCUUAAACCGGGUAAUUACACCUUUCAGCUCAAGUCCAGAGCCAGCACAUUCACAAUUAGCAAUCCCUCAAUUUUUCAGCUAAACAUCGCAAAACAUAUCAAUAACAUUGUUCCCAAAUUUUCUUUUGAAGGUCAAAGAUCAAGUCUGACAGUGAGUGGAGGACCUUACAGGGAUGAUGGAAAGUUGAAAUGCAAUAUAAUCUAUCCAAAUAAUUUGACAAAAGAAGUUACAGCAACGGUGCUAACAGAUCAUCAACUGAAAUGCGUUCUCUUCCCACAAUUACCUGGAAAGUACCUUGUUGAAGUUGUGCAAGACUCGGUCACUGUUUCGCACACCCAGGAACGGAUGCUCUUCCACGAGGUUGUUCCCUUGCCCUCAGUAGAUAGCAUGUUUCCGAGCACGGGUCCAGUAGCGGGCUUGUCACAGGUCACAAUCAUCGGAAAGAAUUUCUUUGGGCUACAAUCUAUCUCAAGAGACGUAUACUGUGUAUUCGACGGGACGAAAGGGGCACCUGGAAAAAUAGGAAGCGAUAGCGAGGUCCUAUGUCAAACGUCUCCACAUGCGGUGGGGACGGUCGGAGUUGGUAUACAGGUCUCAUCGAUGCCAAUGCUUGAUACCAUGCUCCGUUUCGAAUACCACGCGGUACCUAAGAUAAUGCAGGUGAGUCCCAGCAUUGGGCAAUGGUCGAGACAUCCAACGGCGGUGACGGUCUACGGGGAGGGCUUUUUCGAUGGAGAAGGGCUUUCUUGCAUCGUCGGAUCAAAGGGGAGCUAUAAAGGGAAAUACAUUUCUUCAUCUGCUGUCGUCUGUCUUCUUGAAAACCUUGACGGAGGUAAUCAUACUGUGACCAUCAGCAACGAUGGGGUCACUUACAUGAAGUCGGAUGUGUCCAUCGAGAUGCUUUCUCGCUCUAUGAUCAUGUCUGUGAAACCUUCGAAAUGUUAUUGGGUACGUGGAAUGAAGCUGACGGUAUUUGGGAAGUCAUUUGGGCCUAGAAGUGACUUCAAGUGUGUCUUGACUUCCUGGUCAGUAGCUCCUAUAGUGAUAGAGGGCAAGCUGAUAGGCCUGGACACCGUCGAAUGUCUGUUACCGUGGAUGAGCAUUGGAAAGUACCUUGUUGAAGUUGUGCAAGACUCGGUCACUGUUUCGCACACCCAGGAACGGAUGCUCUUCCACGAGGUUGUUCCCUUGCCCUCAGUAGAUAGCAUGUUUCCGAGCACGGGUCCAGUAGCGGGCUUGUCACAGGUCACAAUCAUCGGAAAGAAUUUCUUUGGGCUACAAUCUAUCUCAAGAGACGUAUACUGUGUAUUCGACGGGACGAAAGGGGCACCUGGAAAAAUAGGAAGCGAUAGCGAGGUCCUAUGUCAAACGUCUCCACAUGCGGUGGGGACGGUCGGAGUUGGUAUACAGGUCUCAUCGAUGCCAAUGCUUGAUACCAUGCUCCGUUUCGAAUACCACGCGGUACCUAAGAUAAUGCAGGGAUUGGAUCAAUUCGAACACAUCGAUUCACAUUUUGAUGGGUGCUUAUCGUUCAAACGUGUUAUCGCUUUUAUAUUUUCGUCGUACUUCCUCAAACUCAUCUAUCAGUACAUGUGA
Guillardia theta CCMP2712 is the source of this 1680-nucleotide messenger RNA. RefSeq lists its product as hypothetical. The coding region runs from base 1 to 1680 and encodes 559 amino acids. The record is from RefSeq and is a predicted model, not a curated record. Lineage: Eukaryota; Cryptophyceae; Pyrenomonadales; Geminigeraceae. The transcript is spliced from 2 exons.